This is a messenger RNA of Suillus subalutaceus, 378 nucleotides long. RefSeq lists its product as uncharacterized. The transcript has 3 exons. The record is from RefSeq and is a predicted model, not a curated record. NCBI's taxonomy places the organism in Eukaryota, Fungi, Basidiomycota, Agaricomycetes, Boletales, Suillaceae. Bases 1 to 378 code for a protein of 125 amino acids.
AUGCCUAUCCUUGGCUGUAAGUGUUAUUCGACAUCUGCUGCUCUUGAGGAGCCGAAGACAAAUCCUGAAGAACCCAAGGGCCAGCAACUGGACAAGACGACACUAGAGCCACCCGCACCGUCAGCUGCUGAGGAGCAGAGUGGCAGCACCCCUCCAGAAGGACCCAAAGAGUCAAAGAAGGAGGUGAAGAAGCAGGAUUCGAUACCAAAGGAGGACAAAUCGAAAGCGCCUCCUCCUGCGCCAAAGGUCCCUGGUAAUCGGGGCGAGACAAGAGUUAAGAUGAACCGUAUGCGCCUGCGCAUUGCGGAGCGUUUGAAGGAAUCACAAAAUGUAUUCAAUGGCUAUGGCGCGCUUGAUCUCAUUCAACUCCUCCCAUAG